AACAAAGGUUCCCAGAGGUCUUUGCAGGUUUCUGGUUGAUCCAGAUCUGUAUUGCCUCCUUGAGAAGCACAGCAUGUCUGAAUGUGUCUGCUGAAGACUGAGCUUUCCCAGAGGUGUCUUGGCUCCAGUCCUGUGACCUCCUCAGGACAUCUGGAUACAGCAACCCUUUAUGUUUGAUGAUGGUGGAUAAUGGAACCUCCUCCCUCUAAGAGAAUCAAGUCCACUCAUCCUGAUAAUGAUGCUACGAUAGUAUGCCAACAGCCUUUAUUUGUGGACUCCACUUUCCCUGAGGAUGAAGCUCUGCAUAAGGAGGAAGUAAAGUGGAAGAGGCCCAGGGAAAUCUGUGAAUGUCCACGCUUUAUUGUGGAUGGAGCCACCAGAAUGGAUGUUUGCCAGGGGAACCUGAGUAACUGCUGGUUCCUCUCAGCCGUGGCCUGUCUGUCACUGUACCCUCACCUCCUGGAACAAGUCAUGCCCAUGGAACAAGACUUUGGAGAUGGGUAUAAUGGAAAGUUUAGAUUCCAGUUCUGGCAGUAUGGGCGUUGGGUUGAGGUAGUGGUAGACGAUCAACUGCCCACCGUGCAGACCCUUCAGAAUGGAAAGACUCACUACAAUUUACUUUUUGUGCAUUCUAAGGACAAGGACGAAUUCUGGAGUUCAUUGCUUGAGAAAGCCUAUGCCAAGCUUAAAGGUGGGUACUCUGCCCUACAAAUGGGCUUUGCUGGAGAAGCUCUGGAAGACAUGACUGGUGGUGUGGUACAGAGCAGUGAUACCAACUGCCCAGCUUCAGAAUUAUGGAGGCACCUGGACAAUAUGCUUCAGAGAGGAGCUCUAAUCUGCUGUGGAAACACUGAGGGAGAAGUUGAAACGUCGAAUUUGAUGGGCAUUCUCGGCCAUCACAUGUACUCAGUGACAGAAACCAAAUUAGUUCGGACCUUAAAUGGGCCAGUAUCUCUGCUCCGGGUCAGGAACCCUUGGGGACACACUGAGUGGACUGGACCCUGGAGAGAUGGGGGUCCAGAAUGGCAUACUGUGAUUGACUCCGAGCUGCCAGAGAAUGUAGUUCUAGAGGAUGGAGAAUUCUGGAUUGCAGUUGAGGAUUUCAAAACAAAUUUCCACUUUCUGGAGAUCUGUCACUUGGGAACCCAGAGCCUCUUGGAAACUGGCAGUGCUGCUAAACCCUGGGAGUAUGUGAUGUAUGAAGGGCGCUGGGUGAAAGGACUUUCAUCAGGGGGCAGCCCUACCUCUGAUUGUUAUUGGAUGAACCCACAAUUUUCACUGUCACUCUCAGGGAAUGAAAACACUCCAUGCAGCUUUAUUGUAUCCAUCAUGCAGAAACACCAGAGGUUACGAAAAACCACACAGCGUGUAGCUUGUCAUAUAUUUAAGGAGGGUGACACACAUGCAUAUCUGUUCCAAGACAAGCUGUGUUCCUUGCAGCCGAUUCUCAGUGCUGGGCCCUGUGUUAAUCACAGAGAAGUGGUAAUCUGCUCCAGCCUUCCUCCAGGAAACUAUAUCAUCAUCCCAUCUCUGGAGGAGUGCAACGAGGGGGAGUUUUUGGUCAGAGUCUUGACUGAAAAGGGAAAUUCUUCUAGGGCACUGGAAAACAACAUGGAGUGCAAAGAAAUUCUGAAACUGUCUAUGUGCCCAACUGAAGCUGAGAUUCUAAGCAGGUUCCUUAUGUUUGCAAACCAAGAUUGCAGAAUCAACUCUGAACAGCUUCAUAGUCUCUUGGCAUCCCUACUGAGUGAGUUUAUUCCUCUUGUGCCGAGUUUCCCUCCAGAGUCCUGUCGAUGUUUGCUGGCCUCCCAGGAUAUAUCAGCUGUGGGUUCCCUGGACCGGGAGCAGUUUUUCACACUCUGGAAGAAAAUCAUAGCUGGAACGCAAAUAUUCUGCAAUGCACAUAAAGACAACGAUGACAGAAUUUCCAUCCAUCAACUGGUCCCUGCUCUAAAGGCAGCAGGCCUCCCAGUAGAUGAUUUCUUAGUAAGACUUGUCCAAUUAGGAUAUGGGGACCCCGCUGGCUUUCUCACCUAUCAUCAUUUCAUCUGCUGUCUCCUAAAAUUUCAAAGUCUCACUGAUAAGUUCCAGGCUGCAGAUCCCACAGGGUCUGGCACAGUGACUCUAAGCUAUCGUCAGUGGCUACUACUGGGUGUAUACAGCUGAUAUGAUCUCAUAGAGAAGGACCACAUGGACUAUGCAGCAUGAAGAGGCCAUUGGUCAUAUAAAAACCUGUUUACUGUGUAGAACUUGAAAAGAUGGAUCUAAAAAAUCUCUGAAAUAGCAUUUCAAUCUGCCAAGAAAAAUGUAUGAAAAAUGGGGUUUAUAUGCCCAGCGAUAUUGCCCCAUUUUAUGAGGAAAUUUGGUAUCCUUGGACAAUUUUAAGUGUUUUCUGGCAAGAUGGAGAAAAACUUCCUACCUCAAAAGCUCCUAUUUCACAACCAUGUUGUUAUUUGUUCCAUGUGCUGUUAAAGUUUUGUUAUUCAUGGACAUGGACAUAUAACUAAAUAUUCAGCUAUGUCAAAUAAGCCAACUCUUUUCAAUGUAAUAAAUAUGAUUUCAAUGUAACAAACGUGAAUAAAUGUGUCUUUCUUUU
Rana temporaria (common frog) is the source of this 2596-nucleotide messenger RNA. Its product is annotated as calpain-9-like. The record is from RefSeq and is a predicted model, not a curated record. Gene Ontology annotation, cellular component: cytoplasm. Gene Ontology annotation, biological process: proteolysis. The transcript has 21 exons. Gene Ontology annotation, molecular function: calcium-dependent cysteine-type endopeptidase activity. The coding region runs from base 190 to 2166 and encodes 658 amino acids. Lineage: Eukaryota; Metazoa; Chordata; Amphibia; Anura; Ranidae.